This is a messenger RNA of Ogataea parapolymorpha DL-1, 1590 nucleotides long. RefSeq lists its product as uncharacterized. Lineage: Eukaryota; Fungi; Ascomycota; Pichiomycetes; Pichiales; Pichiaceae. The transcript has a single exon. The record is from RefSeq and is a predicted model, not a curated record. The coding region runs from base 1 to 1590 and encodes 529 amino acids.
AUGACCUGGGAGGAGGUUAGAGAGAAAAAGCUCAGCGAGCAACAGCGACUGCUCUGUCCGUACCAGAUCGCGAAUCUGCCGUCGCCGGAGGAAGUCAACGAUGUGACCGGAUAUAUCGAUACUUUAUUUACCGAUGAGGAGAAUAGGAUUGUAAGUCUGACUAUUGAGCAGCUGCAGAAGGAAUAUCUUACUCGUUCCUUGAGUGCCCGCCAGGUGACAUUAUUGUACUGUCGCCGGGCGGCCGUUGGCCACGGGCUUGCCAAUUUUAUCACGGAGGUGAGAUUCGAGGAAGCCUUGAAGGAAGCGGUCGAGCAAGAUCGUUUCCUCGAGCAAAAAAAUGAACUGGUUGGUCCCCUCCACGGGAUCGUUGUUUCCCUCAAAGACAACAUCAACCUAAAGGGGUUUGCCACUUCGAUGGGAUUUGUGGGUCUGGCUGAAAAAGUGGCGACUGAGGAUUCGGCUAUUGUGAAGCUGCUAAAACGACUGGGUGCAAUUAUUAUCUGCAAAACCAACACGUCCUCCGGAAUGAUGUACUCUGAGACGGUGAACACUCUGUGGGGACGGACUCUGAAUCCUCACAACCGCCGAUACCUCAACAAUGGCGGGUCGUCCGGUGGCGAAGCUGCCAUAGGGGCCCUCAGGGGCUCUUCGUUUGGUAUUGGAUCAGAUAUCGGAGGUUCCGUGAGACACCCUGCUGCUCUGAACGGAAUAUACUCGAUCAAGCCAUCGUUUGGAAGAAUCCCCACCUAUGGCACAGCGUCAGGCCAGCCGGGACAGGAGUCCAUCAAGUCUGUCUACGGCGUGAUGUCUUACUAUCUGGAAAAUGUUGAGUACGUUCUGAAGACCAUUAUAGCCUCAAAGCCACACCUGGACAUUGACGCAGGCUGUUUACCCCUCGAGUACCGUUCUGUUGAGUUGCCACGAAAGCUAAAGAUCGCCAUUCUCGAUAACGAUGGUACCUCGACGGCCACAGCGCCGCUCGUGAACGCUAUGACUAAGGUUAGUAGUGCUUUGGAGGCUGCAGGGCACGAGGUGGUUGAAUGGCCAAACUACUACCUGACUGAGAUAAAAGACGCUAUUUAUCCCUUUUUCGGAGCAAAUGGCUACCGCAGCAUCCUGGAACUAAUCAAGAAAUCUGGCGAACCAGUGGAUCCGCUGCUGUCGAAAUGGUUUCCGACAGCACGUGACAUGCCUGUGUCAGAGCUUUGGGAGUUGCAACGCAAGCGCACCGCACUUACACAAAAAUACAUGGAAUUGUGGAACAAGCACGGCCUGGAUGCCAUCAUCACGCCGGUGUCGCCAUUCCCGGCAUGUUUGAAGUACGGCGUGGUGACGCUUCCGUUCACAGCCAUCUGGAACGGCCUUGACUACUCAGGCACUACUUUCCCAGUCGGAAAGUGUGAUGUCAGCAAAGACACGCCGUAUCCGAAAACAGAGUUCAUCUCGGAGGUUGACAGACAUGUCCAUGAGACAUAUGCUGCCAACUUGGCUAAGUUUGACGGGGCUGCUGUGUCUCUACAGGUUAUUUGUCGCCGGCUCGAGGAUGAAAAGGCCAUGGAGCUAACCAAAUAUAUAGCGUCUUUAAUUUAA